AUCAAAAUAUCCUUUCCCUCUCGGCUUUCCUACGUUUUUCAAAUGUCGCAACACUUUCUCUCUCUACCGCCCACUCUCUUUCUCUCUCUACCGCCCUCUCUUUCUAUGGCAGCACUUUCUCUCUCUACCCGCUUCUCUCUCACACUCUCUCUCAACCCACCCUUUCUCUAUCUCGCUACCCAGCCCAUCAGCCAACUCCAUUGCCAACCUCUUUCAGGACCUUAGAACCCACCUCUCUCUCUUUAUCAUCUAUUGCCUCGGCCAGUUCCACUCAGAAACCCCCAUCCCAUCUCAAAACCCCCAAUCAAGUUGAUCAAAGAUCGCGCCCCACCGUCGAAGAACCCACGAACCCACAAAACAAAAACCAUAAUUUAGCCAUCAAAACUGCUCUCUGCAACUCUCUCUCCUUCACAAACAAAGAAUCAAUCAUUUGGGCUUCAAGGGCUCUCCCUCUAGCCCUCUCUGUCCUCUUAGGCGUUUUGUACAGCAGAGACAAUGGCUAUUGGGCAGGCAUUGUGGUAGCCGUUAGCAUGGGUGGAACAAGGGAGCCGUUCGUUACAUCUCCCUAAUUCCAUAGGGGUUAUCUCUGCAACAUCAUAACAUAGAUGGUGGUGCACAAGCCUCUUCUAUCAUUUCUCUGCAAUGAUGGGUUCUUCCAUAGAUUGAAAAUUUUUCGCACAGCAACUCAAAACUUGAUCAUGGGUGGUCUCAGGAGCUACUACUCUCUCACUCCUGACUCAGAGGUCCCAGAAAUGGGAGAAUUCAUGGGUUUUAUGGAAACCUUGAAAAACUAUGAGAGGUUGGGUGUACCCACAGGUGCUGGAACAGACUCAGAAUAUGGGUUUGAUCUUGGUAGAAUGAGGCGCUUGCUUCAUCGCCUUGGGGAUCCCCAUCUUAAGUUCAAGGCUAUCCAUAUUGCUGGUACCAAGGGAAAGGGAUCGACUGCAGCAUUCAUAUCCAAUAUUUUGAGGAAAGAGGGGUAUUCAGUUGGUUGUUAUACUAGCCCACAUCUUUGGACUCUUAGAGAACGGAUUUCAGUUGGCAGGAAGGAUGAGCCUGUAUCAGCUGGGGAUCUAAAAAAUCUUCUUUCUGAUGUCAGAAAUAUUCUUAAUCUUUCAUUAGAAUUGGAACAGGGGUUUCUAACGCAUUUUGAGGUUCUCACUGCCCUUGCGUUUACUCUAUUUGCUCAAGAGAAUGUUGAUAUAGCUGUAGUUGAGGCUGGCCUUGGGGGAGCAAGAGAUGCAACCAAUGUCAUAUGCAGCUCAAAACUUGCAGUAUCCAUCAUAACAAACAUAGGCGAAGAGCAUAUGGCAGCUUUGGGUGGGUCUCUUGAAAGCAUUGCGAUUGCAAAGUCGGGAAUCAUCAAACAAGGGUGCCCAGUGGUGAUAGGUGGCCCAUUUCAACCACAUGUUGAGCACAUUAUUCGCCAAAAAGCAUUCUCGGAGAAUUCCCCUGUUCUAUCAGCAACAGAUCCUAGGAUCCAUGCUAUUUUGAAAGGUUUCCAAGGCCAUACUGACAAACCUUAUCAAUCUUGUGAUAUACUGAUCCAUCUUGAAGACCUACAAAUGUUCAUUGAGUUAUUUAACAUGAGAUUGCACAUGCUUGGACACCACCAGCUUCAGAAUGCCGUGACGGCAACUUGUUCGGCGCUCUGCCUGAGAAACCGAGAAUGGAGAAUAUCUGAUGAAUCCAUACGUGCUGGAUUAGAGCAUACGUACUUGGUUGGAAGAUGCCAAUUUCUGACAUGCACGGAAGUUGAGUUACUUGGACUCUCUGGAGUAUCUGUAUUGAUUGAUGGAGCCCAUACUGAAGCAUCUGCUGAAUGUUUAACCAAGACGAUUAGAAUGGUGUAUGCCAAGGCUUCAGUGGCUCUUGUAGUGGCCAUGGCAAGUGACAAAGACCAUGUAUCAUUUGCAAUGAAAAUGCUGUCAGAGGGGUACAGGAUACUUCGUACUUCUUAACCUAUUGGUGUAGGGCUCCUCAUCUCCAACCUCUGGGUUGGACGUUCAAGAUCUAUGCACCUAGGGUAAAACAAAAAAUAUUUUCUGGUACGUUAUGUAUUAUAUUGUUCCUAAAGCUUUAUAUAUAUUUCAAUGUGCUAUUUCAAAGCAAGUUUGAUAUCCCGUAGUAUUUUUCUGACUUCUUUAUGUUCAACAAAUCUUUACUGUUACUUCAGCAGAUAAUUUAAAAUGAUAAAAUUAUUUUCGCACUUGUCAAAAAGAAGAGGAUUUGGGUUUGCAUCCUAUCUGUACUUUUUUCUAGAACUAUUUGAUUCGUAAACUUUAUUAUCAAUCCUAUCUUUUCUUUUGAUCUAGAUUGUCAUCUAAAACUUUUAGUCUUUUAUUACCUCUUAAACUGUUUUGCCCCCUUUCUUAUCAAUCCUUUACUAUGGCUCGAAGUUUAAAUGCAUUUAAUAUAAGGGCGCCAAGUAUGGAUUUGGCAGGCAUGCAACCCGUGGUUGUGAUCCUGACUGAGGCAAGCAUUGCUGGAGGUAAUACCCGUGUAACGCCAUCAUCCUUGUUAAAAGAAGCUUGGGUAUCUGCUGCCCAAAAACUAGCAAUCAACUACUAUGAUGUGGACAUGGGAAACCAUAAUGAUGUUCAUUAUCUUCAUAGGAAUUUAAGGGAAAUU
Molecule: messenger RNA, 2631 nt
Organism: Amborella trichopoda
Lineage: Eukaryota; Viridiplantae; Streptophyta; Magnoliopsida; Amborellales; Amborellaceae
Source: RefSeq, a predicted model, not a curated record